Aphanomyces astaci is the source of this 1879-nucleotide messenger RNA. RefSeq lists its product as hypothetical. NCBI's taxonomy places the organism in Eukaryota, Oomycota, Saprolegniomycetes, Saprolegniales, Verrucalvaceae. The record is from RefSeq and is a predicted model, not a curated record. The transcript is spliced from 2 exons. Bases 111 to 1217 code for a protein of 368 amino acids.
CUUCGUUCCUCAGACACUAGUCGCCACAUGCUGAGUCUCAACCCCCGAACCAGCAACAUACUCAGUGUCAAGAUGCUCCAUGCCAUUCUCGAAUCGAUCUUGGGCUCGACAUGAACACGGACGACAACAGUUUUGUCAAGUCAUUCUUCGUGGAAGAGGGCGCCAACCAUGCAUUCAGCCUUACGCAACAUCGGUCCCACACUCGACCGGACAGCCUUUUCAACGACCACGAUCUCUUUUCGGGCUACAAUAUCGACGAUCCACUUGCGGACGUCAAGCAGGAAUCGGGUACCCACGACGGUGGAAUGUUCGAACCACUCGACCACACCCAUGCCCCCCUCACGCCACUGCACAAAGUAGACUUUGCUUCGUUCCCUGUAUUCAACGACUAUGAAUUGCGCGUGCCACAACUCGCGUCGACGCCAACCAGUACGUUUGAGCCUCAGUACGCGAGUUUCUUUCACCAUAAUCAGUACCAUCCCAAUGCCGGCGCCCCUCCCUCCUCGUACUCCAACCACCAUCACCUACACCAAUCACAAUAUGCUCUCCCUCCACACCACCAUCCUGUCCAGAUUCAGCCCACGUCGUUUCAGUACCAGGAUCCCAUGGGGGGCUUGCGUGCAAGCACAACCAUCUCGACAUCCCCUGCCAUCGAAGUGCGCAAAUUCCCCGCGGACCCCGACUUUAGAACGUUCCAGCUGGCGAAUCACGUGCUGCCCCCUUCCCACCAUCGGUCUGUAUCGGACUUUAAACCGCCUCAAUCGAUGCAAAAAGUCCCCCUCCAACGAGCCACGACAGCUCCCAACCACCAAGUUGUCGUUCCAUCCUACAAAUCCAAAGGCAAGCGGUGUACGGAAGGCGCGUGCACCCGACGCGCCCAGUCCAACAACCGAUGCAAAGCCCACGGCGGCGGCGCUCGCUGCCAGCAUCCAGACUGCCCCAAGAGCUCCCAAGGCGGGGGGUUCUGUCGCGCCCACGGCGGGGGCAAAAAGUGCGAGUACGACGGGUGUGUCAAAGGGCAGCAGCGCAAAGGGUUUUGCUACGCGCACGGCGGCAUUCGCAAAUGCAAACAUGCGCAAUGCGACAAGAAGGAUCGAGGCAACGGCUAUUGCAUCGCCCACGGCGGCGGCAAGCGAUGCACAAGCGACGGAUGCAUGAAUGCGGUGCGAAAAGGCCGGUUCUGUAGGGCCCACAUGCCCACAAGUAACGACGACUGACAGCUCGCAUCAAUCAAAAAUAUCCCACACCGUUGGGGUGGAAUAUCAUAUAAGGGCUACUUGCGUUCACGUUCAAGGCCAACUGCAUAGUAAUUGCUUAGUAAUGCACUCAACUGCUAUAGCGAAUUCCGAGACACGGUACACAGCCUCAACUCAACACACAGCCGUGUUCCUACUGUUUGAGUUGAGCAUAUGGCCCAAUAGAGUGACAAGGCAAUGUGUCCCAGCGGGUGUACGUACUUUAUCGUUACGACAGGUCAUUCGAAGUUGACCUCGUUCAGAGUCGGAUCGGACCAGACGACACUGAUUCAAACAGGUCGUUCACUACUCUGUCGAGAGUUUGGGAACGUCUGGCAUUGACUUGCGCUGGAAGACAGAGAAGAGCGCCGAGAGCAGCGUGCGCAGGAUCACAGCCACGCCACAGAGCACGGCGCCGUACACAGCGUACACGUCCAGGAGGAACGUCUUUACGACUGGCUGGGUGUGGUGGGCGGGGAUGAGCGCCGACGCGCCUCGGUCUGCCACGGCCAGCACUACAUUUGCCGCCUCCGAGACCCCGCCCGCACUGGUCAAGAGUCCGCCGAGUCGGGUCGCUGCCUUGGCAAAGCUACAGAACAACCCACCAUGAUGAUGACGACAACCAAACAAUAACUCACCGAUCG